Lactuca virosa is the source of this 1007-nucleotide messenger RNA. NCBI's taxonomy places the organism in Eukaryota, Viridiplantae, Streptophyta, Magnoliopsida, Asterales, Asteraceae. The record is from the annotation of a GenBank genome assembly.
AUGUGUACCAUAAUUAGACAGAAAGUGAAAAAAAGGACAAUCCAUGCCAUUUUUGAAACCAUAUGGUUAGCUUUAUGCGGCUUGUAUCUCUCAUUCGUCGCUUCACUUUCAUUCAUACUUACGAUAAGUAUCCCCAAUUCGCUUCAGUAUAAGCCUCCUGACUUGUUGAUCAUGGGCGAUGGUUCACCCACAUCUUCUGCACCUACAUCCAAGCUUGAAGCCCAGAUACUGGAUGCAGUAUUACAGCGAGAGCUAAAAGGAACUUCCUUAAUGUCAUUUAACAAGAUAAUCUUAAAAUUCCCAAAAAUCGAUGAGAGCCUAAGAAAAUGCAAAGUCAUAUUCGAACAGUUUGAUGAGGAUAAAAGUGGUGCAAUUGAUCUUAAAGAGCUGAAGCAUUGCUUCAGUAAGCUUGAAGUGAACUUCACAAACGAAGAAAUCAGUGAUCUUUUUAAGGCAUGUGACUUAAAUGAUGACAUGGGAAUAGACUUUCAUGAGUUCAUUGUCCUUCUUUGCCUUGUCUAUCUUUUGAAGGAAGUUGAUGCUGCUCCAAAUGCUAAAUCACGCAUGGGAAUCCCGGAUCUUGAGGCAACUUUUGAUACAUUGGUUGAAUCGUUUGUGUUCUUGGAUAACAACAAAGAUGGUUAUGUCAGCAAGAAUGAAAUGAUUCAUGCAAUAGAGGAAAGUGGGCGAUCUGAUGGGCAAAUUGCCAUGAAAAGAUUUGAAGAGAUGGAUUGGGAUAAAAAUGGAACAGUGAACUUCAAGGAGUUUUUGUUUGCCUUUACAAGUUGGGUUGGGAUUGAGGAUGAUGAAGACUAGUGAAGUGAAACAUUGUUGGGUGUUGCAGUGGUGGUUGGGUCUGUGAAGUGAAUUGUUGCAUUUUUCUUGUUGAUGUCAUCUCAUUAUGUUCUAUGUAAAUAAAACAGUUGUCUUGGAUCAAUAUACAGUUGUUAGGGAAGUAUUCAACAAAUAUUUUGGUGUAUUUGGCUUGUUGUAGCUAUGAGAAUUGC